Hypomesus transpacificus is the source of this 427-nucleotide messenger RNA. It is a transcript of the gene ndufa2, whose product is annotated as NADH:ubiquinone oxidoreductase subunit A2. The coding region runs from base 31 to 327 and encodes 98 amino acids. The transcript has 3 exons. The record is from RefSeq and is a predicted model, not a curated record. NCBI's taxonomy places the organism in Eukaryota, Metazoa, Chordata, Actinopteri, Osmeriformes, Osmeridae.
GGGUCUAAUCACAUAGACACAAAAAUCAUCAUGGCUGCUGCGGUGGUACGGGGUAUCGGCUCUAACCUUGCCAAAAACCUUCGCGAAAUUCGUCUGCAUUUGUGCCAGAGUUCACCUGCAAGUCAAGGAGCUCGGGACUUCGUGGAGCAGCACUAUGUAGCACUGAAAUCAGCGAACCCCGGUUUUCCCAUCCUCAUCCGAGAAUGCUCCGGAGUCCAGCCCAAACUUUGGGCCAGAUACGACUUCGGGAAGGAGACCAGUGUGGCGUUGGAUAAUAUGACGGUGGACCAGGUGGCUUCAGUGCUGCAGACUGUUGUCAAGGUGUAGAAGCUAACCAGAGAGAAGAGAUAUAUUGUAAAUGGCCUGUAUGAAACUAAUAUUAACCUACUGUUUUGUUGUUCUAAAUAAACGUGAUCAUUAUUCCUGA